Onthophagus taurus is the source of this 583-nucleotide messenger RNA. The record is from RefSeq and is a predicted model, not a curated record. Lineage: Eukaryota; Metazoa; Arthropoda; Insecta; Coleoptera; Scarabaeidae.
AUCGGCUAUUUGACACCAUUUCACACCUAUAUAAACACCUCAAAAGCAGACUAACAGCCAGACAGUGUUGUUAUUUCAAGAAUAUCUACAAUGAGUUUUAAAAUUAUUAUUCUUUUGGGGUCUUUAGCCCUUAUGGGCGUUUCAAACGCCGAUGAGAUUAAGAUGGGUUCCUCAAAAGCUAUUACAUUCGAUUCUUUGGCUGCACCAAGAGAGACUCAAGUUCUUGGACAUAAUAUGAAUCCAGCAAUGAUAAAUAACGUCCAAGCUGCCAUUCAACUUAGUCUUACUCGUUAUGAUGAUCCAAUGGACCGAGUUUAUUAUAUAGGAUCAACUUUAGUUGGUCUAUAUCCGAACAAAAGGUGGAAUGUAGUUGAACAAUAUGAUGCCAUACUUUAUUAUUAUGUCGAUUACGCAGAAGUUUUAGCUUAUUACAACUCUAGAAACAUUUUAUUCUUAGUUUAUACCAAUUAGGAAAACCAAAUUUUAUAUUUUGCUCUGUCGCCAUGCAAUUCUCUCUUAAAUUAUUAGAAAUAGCCAUGUAUGUGUUUCCAUCUAUGAAAUAAAUACUAAAAUUAAUCUGUCU